Molecule: messenger RNA, 1257 nt
Organism: Suillus subalutaceus
Lineage: Eukaryota; Fungi; Basidiomycota; Agaricomycetes; Boletales; Suillaceae
Exons: 5
Coding region: 1-1257 (418 amino acids)
Biological process (GO): regulation of DNA-templated transcription
Cellular component (GO): nucleus; Rpd3L-Expanded complex; Rpd3L complex
Source: RefSeq, a predicted model, not a curated record
AUGUCUCGCAAGCGUCGACGUUCUCAGGCUGUUGCUGCUGAGGAGGAGUGCUACGAAGAGCGGACAUCGGAUGCUGAUACUGCCGGAGAAGAACACGACUCCGAAGAACGGAAGAAGGAACUUGAGAUUUGGGAUGCAUUCAAGGAGGAACAUCAUGAAAUACUCGAGCAACUUCCUUUGUCUCUUCACCGCCAGUAUACGCUCAUACGUGAACUAGAUGACCAAAGCAACGCCUACCAUGCAGACUUGUUGGAUAAUAUACGGAAAUAUAUCGCGCUGCGUAUACAACUUACAUCGCGGAGCAUGAUCGUCGAUGUAAAGCAGAGCAAUAUGACCAUACCAGUUGCGUCAGAUCCAGAGGCCAUGCAGGCGGAUUCACCUCAGGCGGCAGGCGCGCCACCUCGAGACGAACAAGUCAGCAUGGACUCGCCCACUGAGGCACUAAAUGACACACAUAAUGCAAGAUCUGCUGCUUCUAUCGCACCAAGUCUGGAGUCAUCGUCUAUCGAGCUACCCUCUUCACGAAAAACAACUCGGAUAUUGCUGCAACAGAUUGCGCAGGUGUCAGAAGAGGCUCUCCGUGCCUCAGAGGAGAAGGUGAAUAUUGCACAAACUGCUUACGAAACGGUUGACCGACAUAUCCGUCUUUUGGACCAAGCUAUCAAGGAGCAAGAGGCAUCUAUUUCUCUUGGAAUUCGUCCAGGGACACAUCUCGCUCCGAUACUUCUGCCUGACCUUGUCGUACCGCGCUGGGUACGCCCGACCCGUAUAGAACGUAGCCCUACGCCCUCACUUUCCCCGGAGCUUCCCGCCAUCCUUCUUCCUCAAGAAUCUAUAGAAGAACUAUCUAUAGAGUCUGCAAGACCCGGUAGGGGCAGAAAGGCGCGCAAGAAAUCGGAGCCCGAAUCUGAGACUCCGCCACCACUUCCUGAGGAAGUUUUGAAAAUACCAGCCAUUCGCACGACAAGGAGUGUGAAGCUCAAGAUUCCAGCUCAAGCUCAAGCAGAUCCGAACGAACCGAGGUAUUGUUAUUGUAACCAGGUGUCAUACGAGACGGUCCGUAGCGUCGUGAUUGACUUUACUUGGAUGGAGUUCACACAACUUGUAUCCCAGAUGAUCGCUUGUGACGGUGAUACUUGCAAGUUGGAAUGGUUCCACCUGCCGUGUACCGGCCUUAGUGCAAUCCCCAGUUCAACGAAGAAAUGGUAUUGCCAGAAUUGCCUACUAAAGAUGACACAGAAAGGGAAGAAACGAUGA